Molecule: messenger RNA, 1425 nt
Organism: Exophiala spinifera
Lineage: Eukaryota; Fungi; Ascomycota; Eurotiomycetes; Chaetothyriales; Herpotrichiellaceae
Exons: 1
Coding region: 1-1425 (474 amino acids)
Source: RefSeq, a predicted model, not a curated record
AUGCGCCAUCUUUUGUCACCGGCUCUCCGGAGGGCUCGCCGGGCAUCACAAGGAGGAGACACGAAACGGUCCGAAUCUCGAAACUCUGAACAGCUAGACCAGUCCAUGUCGCAUGAUUCUUCUGCCUGUUCAGCCGUUCUCGGUUUAUCGAACAGAAGGUCUUUCGCACUGCCUUCUGUACCCUCAUCUCCUCUCCUGCUAGAGGAAAUGUUCAAACUUUGGCCAUCAGAGACAGUGUCAGACGCUACCAUACAAAGCGUAAGCGGUACUGUGGAGUCGAAACAGGGUACAUCCGUUACCAUUGUGCAAGACUCGGGCGUCUGGGAUCAAGAUCUGCAUCCGAGUCGUGAGGCAAGCUCACCUCUUCCCGAACUACAUCCUACUCGUCUUCUAGCUCAAUUCAGCACUCCUCUGAAUAGACCAGCGACCCCGGUCCCAUCUUUGACUUUCUCUCAGAUCUCUACAUGUUCUCGAUCUUCCCGGGAAGUCACAUCGUCUUCGCCGGAUCAGGCCACCAGGAGUUCCGUGGUACAUGGUCUCUGUUUGGCCAAGACAUCAACAAUUGGGUUAGAAGACAACGAGAUGCUCGAUCCUUUCUACACACCUCCACGAACCAGUGGUAAUCGGAGUGCUAAACUAGCAACUGACGAUUUUCCACCUUACGAAGCCUUCUAUGUCAAUCCUUGGACUGGUGGUUACGCUGGCGCCAUUGCCCCGAGCACACAACCACGCCACGUCGCACCUAGUGCCCCAGAAAUAUCGUACAUCGACUGGGACGAUGAGGAUGCUGAGCACACACAUCGCCUGCCGACAGCCAUUGCACGUAUUCGAAAGAGUCUUGCCGACCUUCGUACGGCAGACCGCUUCACUUCAAGUCGAAAAGCAUCUACCAGGACACAGGAUAGUUCAGAUGACGCUGUCCCAUCAAUCCCUCGACCAGCAACAGCGGAUGAUGGUGCUAGAGAUGUAAAAUGCUGCAGUCCCACGAAGAUCACGCAUGGUACACCAGACAAGACAACACUGUUAUUUGACAAAGCUCUUCCACCUUUGCCCAACGAGCAGCUAACGACGACUUGCCCUGAACCGACAGACCAGUGUAGCCGAAUGAGUGGGCGAAGCACCGAAGCAAUGUCCAAGAGGUCCUCGCGCUCCCUCCCAUCAAGCUUCAUAUCAGCCAACGAGCGUAGACGGACAAUUGACUCGGAGCUGGAAGGUCCUGACCCUAGCUCACCUGUUGCCUUUCAGCAUAUCAUCCCCCGGCAUAAUCAAUCUCCAAGAUCGGUUUCACCGCCCAAACUACGAAGGAGGGAGAGCUCCAAUUGCUUAUGUUUGAGAAGCGACAGACUCAACAAAUCGGCAUCGGUCAUCGUCAUGGAGAAGUGGCUCAGGAGCCCCUUUGCCAGCCAAAAAGGAAACUUGAAAUGA